CCCGCGGAGCGAAGCAAGCGCAGCAAGUCUCGUCCGAGAGAGCCGUGCCGCCAGCGUGCCGCCAGCGCCGCGCGAGCCGAGGCAGUAGUGCAACCCCGUGUAGUGCGCGUGUGCCGUGUGUGACAGUGCAGUGACAAGUGUGACGAUAGUGCGGCGUGCCGAUGACGCGCCCAUGUUGAUGAGCGUCGCGCCGAUACGGGUCCCCCACAAGGUCCCCCAGGUUCCCCCCAUGUGCAGCACCACCCUCAUGGAGGCGACCAGCGACGAGCUACCGCGGCCGCCUCACUUUCUGCUCAACAACAACAACAACAACACCAAGUCCUUGGUCGUGGGAAUGGCGCCCGCGUCCCCGGAGGACUCCGCGACGAGUGACGAACGCGUCGGCCCCCACGGCGCGCCCCUCAGCCCCUGCAGCCCCGGCGGCCGGUCGACCAGCAGCCCCGCGCGCUGCGAGGACGACGACGACGAGAUCUCGGUGGGCUGCCCGUCACCUUCGCCGCACGCCGCCCGCGAUGACAGGAUGUCCGACGACGAGGAGGAGUACCACCGGCGCCACUACCGGAGUGGGUCGUCGAGCCCCGAGCACCGGCAAGAGGACGACUACUUCAAGCCCCUCAAGAAGCUCAAGAUGAUGCAGAUCAACAAGCAGGCCCGCAAGCUGAGGCGGCAGUCCGCGUCCCCGCCGACGUUGCCCACCCCGUUGCCUCCCCCGCCCCCGCCGGCUGUGGCGGCGUUCGAGUCGGAGCAGACCCCCAGCGGCACGUCGCCGACGGGCGUCAAGUCGUUCAGCAUCAUGGACAUCCUGAACCACAGGCCGCGGCCGGCGCACAGCCCCGUGCCUCCUCCGCCCCCCGUGGCCGUGCCCUGCCCGUCGGCCGCGGCGAUGCACCGCGUGGACGCCGCGCACGCCGCCGUCGGCUUGAUGCUGCAGAGCCCCGCCAUGCUGGCCGCCGCCGCGUCCGCCGCGUCGCGGAUCGUCCGGCCCUGGGACUUCGGGGGCAUGCUGGACCCCGCCAUCAUGAUGGAGCGGAUACACCAGCAGCAGCAGACACUGCGCCGCCACCAGCAGCACGUCCAGCACGUGCAGCAGCAACACCUCCACCUCCAGCAGCAGGCCGCCGCGCACCACCAGGCGCAGCAGGCCCUGUCGCUGUCCAGGCCGCAGUCCGCGGACCUGUCCUCGUCGGCGUGCUCGUCGGGGAGGUCGUCCACCGCCAGCGACUGCUGUUCGCCCAGCCCGGACGUGCGGCGGCAGCAGCAGCAACAGCAGGGCAAGGACGGCAACUCGCCGCUCGACGCGCUCUUCCAGAUGACCAGCAAGACCUUCGACGGGCUCAACGGCGAGCAAGCAGCAGAAGGCUCGGGCAGCCACCUCAACCUGUUCAACUCGCGGCAGCAGACCAAGAAGAAGCGCAAGUCGCGGACCGCCUUCACCAACCACCAGAUCUUCGAGCUGGAGAAGAGGUUCCUCUACCAGAAGUACCUGAGCCCCGCCGACCGGGAUGAGAUCGCCGCCGGCCUGGGCCUGUCCAACGCGCAGGUCAUCACGUGGUUCCAGAAUCGACGGGCGAAGCUAAAGAGGGACAUGGAGGAGCUGAAGAAGGACGUGGAAUCGGCCAAGGUGCUGACGGCGCACAAGUCGUUCCUGGAGAAGGUGCACAGCCUGGGGGUGCUCAAGAAGAAGGCGCCCCCGCAGGACAAGAGUGGCGACAAGUGAGACGGUGGCGCCCCCUGGUCGCCCUAUAACAGAGACUAAAGUGGCCAGUUGCCCCACAUUCCCGCGCAGCCGUUCUUCACUGCUAAAUCCCCCCGGCGUCCCCCCGGAGUCCCCGGCCGCUUCCGGUCAUUCCCCGUGACCGCGGCCCAUUUGUUAUCGGCUCCGUCGUUUCCGGGACCGGCCGCCCUGCCGCCGCGCCGUCCGGCCGAGGCCCCCGAGGCCCCCGAGCAGCUCGUCCACUCGGCGGCGUGGCGAACGGAACGCGGAACGCGGAGCGCGGCAGUGAAGAGCGGCCUGCCUGCCCUGCGCGGAGCAUGUGCUUUUUUUGUGCUGUUAGUUACCAAAAAGUAUUUAGAGGAUUUUUAAACCGAAACUUGCCCUGUUUACCAAAAAUUACUAUGUGAGAACCUUAGCUGAAUUGGCGGCUGGCUCUCGCGAGCCGCCACUGUGUAAGAUAGUGUGGGUGCGGUCUGCACCGCGGGCCCAGGGCCCAGCCCGUGUACCUUGUUCCUGUAAGCGGCACGACGGUGUCUCGGUGUCGAGUCCGCCGGAGUCCGCUGGUUCCAUGGCCACGUGUCAGAGGAUUUGGCCGUAGUGCAGCGGCAUCUUUUAUCUUAAAAUCACAAGUCCGUUGUUGCGGACGACAAAGACUGUACGCUUUGAAAAAAAAUAUUAAGGUGACAUGAAUUUUUAACCUUGCAUUUUGUUAAAAAAAAUUCUUUCUGAUCCGGGAAUGGAACCAUGUUGUAUUGUACACUUUUGUAGAUCUCACCUAUAGUUUUAGUUCCUAUUUGUCUACGUUGCCAUGUACAUAAUGUCAAAAGAGUUAAUAUUGUACAAACUAAACUUCAUCGAUGUGUAUAAAAGAGUGGCACAGAUUUUAGUCUAGAUUCAAAUGUCUUUAUUUAUACUCUUUUUAGUGUAAAUUGUCUUCUCCUUUGGAUUUGAUUUGACAGCUGUCAGACAGUUCGCUUUUUUGUCUAAAAAAGUGGGUGCUUCAUGUCAUGUCCAGAGGUGUUGAGUUGCUGCUUCAUUAUGAACCAACUCGUGUGAUAUUUUAUUUUAUAGCAGCUGUUUAUGUGUUUGCGCCACUAAUGGUGCUUUCGUUACUCUUUGAUUUGCAAGAUUCUUCUGAAUUAAAAUUCAUGUUGCGUUACCCUUUUCCUUGGAAAAUGUGCAAUAAAAUGAUGCAGAAUUAUUGUUAUAGUCUAAGUACUGUUAUGGUAUAAGCGUGAAAGGCAUCUUACCAUAAAAAUCUUUUUGGCUUUUGGUCGUGUGUUUGAGAGUAUAGUUUUUCAAUUCUUAUUAUUUAUUAUUUAUUUCCGAGCAUGAAAAUUACCUAAGGUCAGCCUUUUACCACGUCUUUAGUGAAAAUUUGCCAAAUAUAAAUGAGCUCAUUGUAAAUGUCAUUUCAAUGUAUCAUUCUGUGCAUAACUUGGUGUUCCGAUGUGUGAAAUAAUGUGGCGAUUCCGCCUUGCCAUCAAACCAAAUGCUUAAGUGUACGCGUACACUUAUCUUGCAACUAUUGUGAUCGAU
Thrips palmi is the source of this 3253-nucleotide messenger RNA. Its product is annotated as homeobox protein HMX3-like. The transcript has 3 exons. The record is from RefSeq and is a predicted model, not a curated record. The coding region runs from base 173 to 1717 and encodes 514 amino acids. Lineage: Eukaryota; Metazoa; Arthropoda; Insecta; Thysanoptera; Thripidae. Gene Ontology annotation, molecular function: DNA binding; DNA-binding transcription factor activity, RNA polymerase II-specific. Gene Ontology annotation, biological process: regulation of DNA-templated transcription.